Molecule: messenger RNA, 12119 nt
Organism: Mandrillus leucophaeus (drill)
Lineage: Eukaryota; Metazoa; Chordata; Mammalia; Primates; Cercopithecidae
Gene: PKHD1
Product: polycystic kidney and hepatic disease 1 (autosomal recessive)
Source: RefSeq, a predicted model, not a curated record
AUGACUGCGUGGCUGAUCUCUCUGAUGGGUGUUCAAGCACUACUUUUGGCAGUACCUCACCUGAGUUUACAUAUUGAACCUGAAGAAGGUAGCCUUGCAGGGGGAACGUGGAUUACAGUCAUUUUUGAUGGUUUGGAGUCGGGUGUUCUUUACCCCAACAAUGGCUCUCAAUUGGAAAUACACCUGGUGAACACGAACAUGGUGGCGCCCGCACUGCCGAGUAUCCCCUGUGACGUCUUUCCUGUUUUCUUGGAUUUGCCUGUGGUGACGUGCCGGACCAGAUCUCUGCUGUCUGAAGCACACGAGGGUCUGUACUCCCUGGAAGCAUACUUCAGGGAACAGUUGGUAAGCAGCCCAAGUCCAGGAUCACGAGACAGCUGUACUUUCAAGUUUUCCAAGGCGCAGACACCCAUCGUUCACCAAGUUUAUCCGCCAAGUGGAGUUCCAGGAAAACUAAUACAUGUAUAUGGCUGGAUUAUGACCGGAAGAUUGGAAACUUUUGAUUUUGAUGCUGAGUACAUUGAUAGCCCAGUGAUCUUGGAAGCUCAAGGAGACAAAUGGGUUACUCCUUGCUCUCUUGUAAAUAGGCAGACGGGAAGCUGUUAUCCUAUCCAGGAGGACCAUGGUCUUGGGACUCUGCAGUGCCAUGUGGAAGGCGAUUACAUCGGCUCCCAGAAUGUUAGCUUCUCAGUAUUUAAUAAAGGAAAGUCAAUGGUCCACAAGAAGGCAUGGCUGAUCAGUGCUAAACAGGACCUUUUCCUAUACCAGACACACUCAGAAAUAUUAUCUGUGUUUCCAGAAACUGGGAGCCUUGGGGGAAGAACGGACAUCACAAUUACAGGAGACUUCUUUGACAAUUCUGCCCAGGUUACCAUUGCAGGCAUUCCAUGUGAUAUUAGACACGUGUCUCCCAGGAAGAUUGAGUGCACCACUCGGGCUCCAGGUAAAGAUGCGAGGCUCACCACCCCUCAGCCAGGCAAUCGAGGGCUUCUUUUUGAAGUUGGAGAUGCUGUUGAGGGAUUGGAACUGACUGAAGCCACCCCAGGGUACAGGUGGCAGAUUGUCCCUAAUGCCAGUUCUCCAUUUGGGUUUUGGUCAAAGGAAAGACAACCUUUCAGAGCACGGCUCAGUGGGUUCUUUGUGGCUCCAGAGACAAAUAAUUACACUUUCUGGAUUCAGGCAGACAGCCAAGCUUCCUUGCAUUUCAGUUGGUCAGAGGAACCAAGGACCAAGGUGAAAGUGGCCUCCAUCAGCGUUGGCACUGCUGACUGGUUUGACUCCUGGGAGCAGAAUAGAGAUGAAGGGACCUGGCAGCAAAAGACUCCCAAGUUGGAGCUGUUGGGUGGAGCCAAGUACUACCUGGAAGCAGAGCAUCAUGGGAUAGCCCCAAGCAGGGGAAUGAGGAUUGGAGUCCAGAUUCACAACACCUGGCUGAAUCCUGAUGUGGUCACUACUUACCUCCGAGAGAAGCACCAGAUCCGAGCCCGAGCCCAGAGACUUCCAGAAGUACAGGUGCUGAAUGUGUCAGGCAGAGGAAACUUCUUCCUUACUUGGGACAAUGUCUCUAGUCAGCCAAUCCCUGCAAAUGCCACAGCCCAUCUGAUUCAAACAACCAUUGAGGAGUUACUUGCAGUAAAAUGCAAACUGGAACCCCUUUGGGCUAACAUCCUUCUCCGGCUUGGAUUUGAAGGAGGUGCUGUCCCUGGCUUCACACAUUCUGACUGUCUUUUUCAUCAUGGUCUUUUUUCUUUCUAUAAAAUGAGAACAAUCCCCAUUUCCUCUCCAAGCUGGCAGUUCCGUUGCACUGACCUCUGGGAGACUUGUGUGCGUUGCUCCGGGGAUCUCCAGCCCCCUCCGGCAAACUCCCCAGUGCUGGUUCAUCAGAUUGACCUUGUCCCUCUGGUGCAGGAGACGGGCCUGUUCUAUGUGGAUGAAAUUAUUAUUGCAGACACAAACGUAACAGUUUCUCAAGCUGAUUCUGGAACGGCUCGCCCAGGGGGGAAUCUGGUGGAAUCAGUGUCUGUGGUGGGAUCCCCUCCAGUCUACAGUGUCACCUCUUGGCUGGCGGGGUGUGGCACGGAGCUCCCGCUCAUCACUGCACGCUCUGUGCCCACUGAAGGAACAGAAGAGGGAUCUGGACUGGUCCUGGCGACCACACAGAGACAACAGCGGCCAAGUCCACCUCUAGGAGGACACUUUCGCAUCCAGCUUCCUAAUACAGUGAUUUCUGAAGUCCCUGUACAAAUUUCUGCUCAUCACCUUCACCAGCUCUUACAGAAUAAUGCUGAUGACUUCACAUCCAGGUACCUUAAUGCCAGUGACUUCUCUGUGAAGGAGGAUCUAUACACUUGCUACGAACGCGUGUGGACCUUGUCCUGGUCCACUCAGAUUGGGGAUUUGCCCAAUUUUAUCAGGGUCUCUGAUGAAAACCUUACUGGAGUGAAUCCUGCUGCAGCCAUGCGUGUGGUAUAUGAUGGUGGAGUUUUUCUUGGACCCAUAUUUGGAGACAUGUUGGCUACUGCCAACCAGCAUAGUCAGGUGGUUGUGCGAGUGAAUGACGUACCAGCUCAUUGCCCAGGUUCCUGCUCUUUCCAGUACCUCCAAGGGUCAACUCCCUGUGUCCAUUCUGUGUGGUACUCUGUUGAUGGCGACGUCAACCUAAUGAUUUAUAUUACCGGAACUGGUUUCUCUGGUGACUCCCAGUUCUUGCAGGUUACAGUGAAUAAAAUGAAUUGCAAAGUUAGUUUCUCAAACCAGACCAAUGUAGUCUGUCAGACAGAUUUGCUGCCUGUUGGAGUGCAUCGGAUCUUGAUGUUGGUGAGGCCCUCUGGUCUUGCCAUCAGUGCCACUGGAGAAGACCUCUUCCUAAAUGUGGAACCUAGACUGGAUACGGUGGAGCCUUCCACAGCUGCGGAUAUUGGAGGGCUCUGGGCCACCAUCAGAGGCUCUAGUUUGGAAGGUGUUAGCCUGGUAUUAUUUGGAUCUUACUCUUGUGCUAUAAAUGUCACUACAAGCAAUUCAAGCAGAAUUCAGUGCAAAGUUCCACCCAGGGGGAAAGAUGGACACGUUGUGAAUGUGACUGUGAUCAGAGGGAACCAUUCUGCAGUUCUUCCCAGAGCAUUUACAUAUGUCUCUUCCUUAAAUCCAGUUAUUGUGACUCUAAGCAGAAACACAAGCAACAUAGCAGGCGGUGAGACCCUGGUCAUUGGAGUGGCGAGGCUGGUGAACUAUACGGAUUUGGAUGUGGAAGUCCACAUCCAGGAUGCCUUGGCUCUGGUUCACACACAGUCAGCAUGGGGCCUGGAGGUGGCACUGCCUGCACUGCCAGCUGGCCUCCACAGAAUUUCUGUCUCUAUCAAUGGGAUCAGCAUUCACUCACAAGGGGUUGAUCUCCACAUCCAGUACCUCACAGAAGUUUUCAGCAUCGAGCCUUGCUGUGGGUCCCUGCUGGGAGGGACCAUCCUCAGCAUCUCAGGAAUAGGCUUCAGCAGGGACCCAGCUUUGGUUUGGGUACUUGUGGGCAAUCGGUCCUGUGACAUUGUGAACUUAACGGAGGCGAGCAUCUGGUGUGAGACCCUGCCGGCCCCCCAGAUACCCGAUGCAGGCGCUCCCACUGUCCCAGCUGCCGUGGAGGUCUGGGCUGGCAACAGGUCCUUCGCCCAUGGUCCUUCACCAAGCUUGGUGGGGAAUGGCUUCACUUUCAUGUAUGAAGCAGCAGCAACACCAGUAGUCACUGCCAUGCAAGGCGAAAUCACAAACAGCAGCCUGAGCCUGCGUGUGGGAGGAAGUAACCUUUCCAACUCAGUCAUCCUUCUGGGGAACCUGAACUGUGAUGCUGAGACACAGUCCUUCCAGGGUAACUCAAGCCUGUCUGGAUGCUCCGUCCCUCUUCACAGUCUGGAGGCCGGCAUCUAUCCUCUGCAAGUACGUCAGAAGCAGAUGGGAUUUGCUAACAUGUCUGCGGUGCCCCAGCAAUUUGCAGUGACGCCUCGGAUAAUGGCCAUCUUCCCAUCGCAGGGCUCGGCGUGUGGUGGGACCAUACUCACUGUGAGGGGGUUGCUUCUUAACUCUAGAACGAGAUCGGUUCGGGUUGACCUCUCGGGUCCUUUUACUUGUGAGAUUUUGAGUUUGGGAGACCACACCAUUCUCUGCCAGGUUAGCCUGGAGGGUGACCCCUUGCCUGGAGCUUCCUUCUCCCUGAACGUCACGGUCCUGGUCAAUGGGAUAACCAGCGAGUGUCACGGGAAUUGCACUCUCUUCAUACGGGAAGAGGCAAGUCCUGUCAUGGACACCUUGUCCACAAACACCAGUGGGUCUCUGACCACUGUGCUGAUUAGGGGUGAGAGGUUAGGCACCACAGCUGAUGAGCCGAUGGUGUUUGUGGAUGAUCAACUUCUUUGCAAUGUAACUUUUUUUAAUGCAAGCCACGUUGUGUGCCAGACAAGAGACUUGGCCCCAGGACCCCACUACCUGUCAGUUUUUUAUACAAGAAAUGGGUAUGCUUGUUCUGGUAAUGUUUCCAGACACUUCUACAUUAUGCCCCAAGUGUUUCAUUAUUUUCCUAAGAAUUUCAGCAUACAUGGUGGAAGCCUCUUGACCAUAGAGGGCACAGGCCUGAGAGGACAGAACACCACGUCAGUCUACAUUGACCAGCAGGCCUGCCUGAUGGUGAAUAUCGGUGCUGAGCUCAUCCGCUGCAUUGUACCCACAGGGAAUGGCUCUGCUGCCCUGGAAAUAGAGGUAGAUGGACCUCGGUAUCACAUAGGAGUCAUUGGUUAUAGCAAUGCCUUUACCCCAGAAUUGAUCUCUAUUUCUCAGAGCGAUGGCAUCUUAACCUUUGCAGUGGCCCAGAUCUCAGGAGCUGCAAACAUUGACAUUUUUAUAGGAAUGUCACCCUGCGUGGGUGUCUCUGGUAACCAUACCGUUCUUCAGUGCGUGGUCCCUUCCCUUCCGGCCGGGGAGUACCAUGUCAGAGGCUAUGACUGCAUCAGAGGGUGGGCCUCAUCUGUCCUGGUGUUCACCUCAAGAGUUAUUAUUACAGCAGUGAAGGAGAACUUUGGCUGCCUGGGUGGAAGGCUGGUGCAUGUGUUUGGAGCAGGAUUUUCUCCAGGGAAUGUCUCAGCUGCUGUGUGUGGUGCUCCCUGCCGAGUCCUGGCUAAUGCUACAGUGUCUGCCUUCAGCUGCUUGGUUCUGCCCCUGGAUGUGUCCUUGGCUUUCCUGUGUGGCCUGAAGCAUGAGGAAGACAGCUGUGAGGCUGCCAGACACACCUAUGUGCAGUGUGAUUUGACAGUUGCCGUGGGGACAGAGCGAAUGCUCGAAUCGUGGCCUUACCUCUACAUUUGUGAGGAAAGUUCCCAAUGCCUCUUUGUGCCAGAUCAUUGGGCUGAGUCAAUGUUUCCAUCGUUCUCGGGCCUCUUUGUCAGCCCUAAAGUGGAAAGAGAUGAAGUUCUCAUCUAUAAUAGCUCCUGUAACAUUACCAUGGAAACUGAGGCAGAGAUGGAGUGUGAGACGCCCAAUCAGCCAAUUACCGUCAAGAUUACUGAGAUACGGAAACGCUGGGGCCAGAACACUCAGGGCAACUUUUCUUUACAGUUCUGCCGGAGAUGGUCCAGGACUCACAGCUGGUUUCCUGAAAGGCUGCCACAAGAUGGCGACAAUGUCACAGUGGAGAAUGGCCAAUCACUUCUGCUGGACACUAACACAAGCGUCCUCAACUUACUGCUCAUUAAAGGGGGCAAGCUGAUUUUCAUGGCCCCAGGACCCAUCGAGCUCAGGGCGCAUGCCAUCCUUGUUUCUGAUGGUGGAGAGCUCCGGAUUGGAUCUGAAGACAAGCCCUUCCAAGGCAGAGCUCAGAUCACACUCUAUGGGAGUUCCCACUCAACUCCCUUCUUUCCCUAUGGAGUCAAGUUCCUGGCUGUGAGGAAUGGAACUCUUUCUCUGCACGGUUCACUACCAGAAGUUAUUGUCACCCGUCUUCGAGCAACUGCCCAUGCCCGAGACACAGUGUUGGCUUUAGAAGAUGCUGUGGACUGGCACCCUGGGGAUGAAGUUGUCAUAAUCAGUGGAACAGGUGUUGAAGGUGCCAAACCGAUGGAAGAGAUUGUCACUGUGGAAACUGUGCAGGAUACAGACGUCUAUCUUAAGUCACCUUUGAGAUAUUCUCACAACUUUACAGAGAAUUGGGUGGCUGGAGAGCACCAUAUUUUAAAGGCCACUGUGGCUCUGCUCAGCAGGAGUAUUACCAUACAAGGAAAUCUCACUAAUGAGAGGGAGAAGCUGCUUCUUUCAUGCCAGGAGGCCAAUGCUCCAGAAGGUAAUCUGCAGCACUGUUUGUAUUCCAUGAGCGAGAAGAUGCUGGGAUCCAGGGAUAUGGGAGCCAGAGUGAUCAUUCAGUCCUUCCCAGAAGAGCCCAGCCAGGUCCAGUUGAAGGGAGUGCAGUUUCAAGUCUUGGGGCAAGCCUUCCAUAAGCAUCUGAGCUCACUCACUCUGGUGGGAGCUAUGAGAGAGUCUUUCAUACAGGGCUGCACAGUGAGGAGCUCCUUCAGUAGAGGCCUCAGCAUGUGCGGGACCUUGGGCCUAAAGGUGGACAGUAAUGUAUUCUACAAUAUUUUAGGUCAUGCACUGCUAGUUGGGACAUGCAUGGAAAUGAGAUAUAUCUCUUGGGAGGCAAUUCAUGGAAGGAAAUAUGACUGGUCAGGACAUGGAAAUAUAAUAAGAAACAACGUGAUCAUCCAGGUUUCUGGUGCCGAGGGACUCUCCAAUCCUGAAAUGUUGACACCAUCUGGCAUCUAUAUCCGCAGCCCCACCAAUGUUAUAGAGGGGAACAGAGUGUGGGGUGCUGGCUAUGGCUACUUUUUCCAUCUCGUGACCAACCAAACAUCACAAGCUCCACUUCUUUCCUUCACUCAGAACAUUGCACAUUCUUGUACCAGGUAUGGUCUCUUUGUAUACCCUAAAUUUCAGCCACCUUGGGAUAAUGUCACUGGCAUCACCCUGUUCCAGAGCUUCACAGUUUGGGAAAGUGCAGGUGGUGCCCAGAUUUUUAGAAGUAGCAAUCUUCGCCUGAAAAACUUCCAAGUUUAUUCGUGCAGAGAUUUUGGAAUUGACAUCUUGGAAAGUGAUGCAAAUACUUCAGUUACUGACAGCUUAUUACUUGGUCAUUUUGCCCACAAGGGAAGUCUGUGUAUGUCAUCUGGGAUUAAAACUCCUAAAAGAUGGGAACUGAUGGUGUCUAACACAACCUUUGUUAAUUUUGAUCUCAUCAACUGUGUGGCCAUUAGAACCUGUUCAGACUGUUUCCAAGGACAAGGUGGAUUUACUGUGAAGACCAGCCAGUUGAAGUUUAUAAACUCUUCAAACUUAGUGGCAUUUCCAUUUCCUCAUGCAGCAAUUUUGGAAGACUUGGAUGGAUCUCUGUCUGGGAAAAACAGAAGUCACAUUCUUGCUUCUAUGGAAACCCUUUCAGCUUCUUGUUUGGUCAAUGCAAGCUUUGGUCGGGUUGUCCAUGGCAGUGCCUGUGGAGGAGGUGUUCUUUUUCAUCGUAUGUCGAUUGGUUUAGCUAAUGCUCCUGAAGUUUCUUAUGAUUUAACCAUGACUGACAGCAGAAAUAAAACAACCACUGUCAAUUAUGUACGUGAUACACUGUCUAACCCUCAUGGCUGGAUGGCUCUGCUCUUGGACCAAGAGACCUACUCAUUGCGAUCUGAGAACCUUUGGAUCAACAGAUCUCUGCAGUACUCAGCAACCUUUGACAACUUUGCUCCUGGUAAUUACCUACUGCUGGUGCACACAGAUUUGCCGCCUUACCCUGACAUCCUCCUAAGAUGUGGGAGUCGAGUGGGUCUGUCUUUUCCGUUUCUUCCAUCACCAGGCCAGAACCAAGGCUGUGACUGGUUCUUCAAUAGUCAGUUGAGGCAACUCACCUACCUGGUUUCAGGUGAAGGCCGAGUUCGAGUCAUUCUCUGGGUGAAGGAAGGUAUGCCCCCAACUAUUUCAGCUUCUACCUCUGCACCUGAAUCAGCUUUAAAAUGGUCCCUCCCUGAAACAUGGCAAGGUGUUGAAGAAGGCUGGGGAGGAUACAACAAUUCCCUUCCAGGCCCUGGGGAUGACGUUCUCAUUUUACCCAACAGAACUGUCCUCGUGGAUACAGAUCUUCCAUUCUUCAAAGGGCUGUAUGUGAUGGGUACCUUAGACUUCCCUGUGGACAGAAGCAAUGUUCUGAGUGUGGCAUGCAUGGUCAUUGCAGGAGGGGAGCUGAAAGUUGGUACUUUAGAAAAUCCCUUAGAAAAGGAACAAAAGCUUCUGAUUCUCCUUAGAGCCUCAGAGGGAGUCUUUUGUGAUCGUUUGAAUGGAAUUCAUAUUGACCCAGGAACAAUUGGGGUUUAUGGGAAAGUUCAGCUUUACAGUGCUUAUUCUAAGAACUCCUGGACACAUCUUGGAGCUGAUAUUGCCUCAGGAAAUGAGAGAAUUAUAGUAGAAGAUGCAGUGGAUUGGCGCCCCCAUGACAAAAUUGUCCUUAGCUCCUCUUCUUAUGAGCCUCAUGAAGCAGAGGUCCUCACUGUGAAGGAAGUCAAGGGCCACCAUGUGAGGAUUCAUGAACGGCUCAAACACCGACACAUUGGAAGUGUCCAUGUCACGGAGGAUGGCCGACACAUUCGUUUGGCUGCUGAGGUUGGACUGUUGACUCGAAAUAUACAAAUUCAGCCUGAUGUAUCAUGUAGGGGGAGACUGUUUGUGGGGCCCUUGAGGAAGUCCAGCCGAGAAGAAUUUUCAGGUGUCCUUCAACUUCUUAAUGUGGAAAUUCAGAACUUUGGGUCACCACUGUACUCAUCUGUUGAAUUCAGUAAUGUGUCGGAAGGAUCCUGGAUCAUAUCAUCUACUCUGCACCAGAGCUGUGGCGGGGGCAUUCAUGCAACUGCCAGUCAUGGAGUACUUUUAAAUGACAAUAUUGUGUUUGGUACAGCUGGCCAUGGCAUAGAUUUAGAGGGUCAGGCCUAUACUGUCACUAAUAACCUUGUGGUUCUGAUGACACAGCCAGCGUGGUCCACCAUUUGGGUGGCAGGAAUCAAAGUGAACCAAGCAAAGGACAUCAACCUCCAUGGCAACGUUGUGGCAGGAUCAGAGAGAAUUGGCUUUCAUAUCCGAGGCCACAAGUGCUCUUGUGGACUGCUUUGGUCUGACAAUGUGGCCCACUCAAGUCUUCAUGGCCUUCACCUCUACAAGGAAAGUGGACUUGACAACUGUACCAGAAUCUCCGGCUUCUUGGCUUUCAAGAACUUUGACUAUGGUGCCAUGUUACACAUAGAGAACAGCGUGGAGAUAGAGAACAUUACUCUGGUAGACAAUACUAUUGGUCUUUUGGCAGUAGUGUAUGUAUUUUCUGCUCCACAAAAUUCCAUCAAAAAAGUGCAAAUUGUGCUUAGGAAUUCAAUCAUUGUGGCCACCAGCUCUUCUUUUGACUGCAUUCAGGACAAAGUGAAGCCUCUGUCAGCCAACUUGACAUCAACAGAUAGAGCUCCUUCCAAUCCAAGAGGGGGUCGAAUUGGUAUUCUGUGGCCUGUAUUCACCUCAGAACCAAAUCAGUGGCCUCAGGAGCCAUGGCACAAAGUGAGGAAUGACCAUUCAAUUUCAGGAAUCAUGAAACUUCAAGAUGUUACCUUUUCUAGUUUUGUGAAGAGUUGCUAUAGCGAUGACCUGGAUGUCUGCAUUCUACCAAAUGCAGAGAACACCGGAAUUAUGCACCCAAUAACAGCAGAGAGGACCAGGAUGCUAAAGAUAAAAGAUAAAAACAAGUUCUACUUUCCCUCAUUACAACCCAGGAAAGAUUUAGGAAAAGUAGUCUGCCCUGAAUUAGACUGUGCAAGUCCAAGGAAAUAUCUCUUCAAGGAUCUGGAUGGGAGAGCCCUGGGUCUGCCUCCACCAGUUUCUAUAUUUCCUAAAACAGAGGCAGAAUGGACUACCUCCUUCUUCAACGCAGGUACAUAUAGAGAAGAACAGAAAUGUACAUACCGAUUUCUGAUGCAAGGAUUCGUCUGCAAACAGACUGACCAAGUGGUCCUAAUUCUUGAUGGCGCUGAUGCCACUUGGGCAAUUCAGAAGUUAUAUCCAGUUGUAUCUGUGACUAGUGGUUUUGUUGACAUCUUUAGUAGUGUAAAUGCCAAUAUUCCCUGCUCUACCUCUGGGUCGGUGUCUACUUUCUAUUCUAUCUUACCCACCAGGCAAAUCACCAAGGUCUGCUUCAUGGAUCAAACUCCUCAAGUUUUGCGUUUUUUUCUAUUGGGGAACAAAAGUACCUCCAAGCUUCUCUUGGCUGUAUUCUACCAUGAGCUCCAGAACCCCCACGUCUUCUUAGGGGAAAGUUUUAUACCACCUACUCUGGUUCAGUCGGCUUCCUUAUUGCUGAAUGAAUCUAUUGGUGCCAACUAUUUCAACAUCAUGGAUAACCUCUUGUAUGUUGUACUACAAGGAGAGGAGCCCAUUGAAAUACGCUCAAGUGUUUCCAUUAACUUGGCCCUCACUGUGAUGGUUUCAGUCUUAGAAAAAGGCUGGGAAAUAGUAAUACUCGAAAGACUAACUAACUUCUUACAGAUUGGCCAAAACCAAAUCAGGUUUCUUCGUGAGAUACCUGGCCAUGAAGAGACCUUAAAGGCCAUUGCUGACAGUAGAGCAAAAAGAAAGCGCAAUUGCCCGACUGUGACUUGCGCUAGUCAUUAUAGAAGAGUCAGUCAACGCAGGCCUCUCAUGAUGGAAAUGAACUCAUAUAGGUCUUCACCCCCAACGACUGUGGAAACGAUGUCAAAAGUGAUUGUCAUUGAAAUUGGUGAUUCGCCAACAGUAAGGAGUACUGGAAUGAUUUCAUCCUUAUCAAGUAACAAAUUACAGAACUUGGCUCAUCAAGUCAUCACUGCUCAACAGACUGGGGUACUAGAGAAUAUUCUGAAUAUGACUAUUGGGGCCUUACUAGUUACUCAGUCAAAGGGAGUCAUUGGCUAUGGAAAUUCAAGCAGUUUUAAAACUGGGAACUUGAUAUAUAUUCGGCCCUAUGUACUUUCCGUCCUAGUCCAGCCUUCAGAUGGAGAAGUGGGAAAUGAGCUUCCAGUGCAGCCACAAUUGGUAUUUUUGGAUGAGCAGAACCGAAGAGUGGAGUCCCUGGGGCCCCCUUCAGAGCCAUGGACAAUUUCAGCUUCCCUGGAAGGAGCAUCAGACUCAGUGCUAAAAGCCAUAGGAGUCAAUUUUACAGCUCGAUCCCAGUCAUUUGCUGUCUUGCCUGUGACUAGGAAGGAGAAGUCGACCAUCAUCCUGGCUGCUUCCCUGUCCUCUGUGGCCUCAUGGCUGGCUCUGAGCUGUCUGGUGUGCUGUUGGCUUAAAAGAAGCAAAAGCAGAAAAACAAAACCUGAAGAGAUUCCCGAAUCCCAGACUAAUAAUGAAAAUAAUCAUAUCCACACCUCAUCCAAAUGCCGAGAAUCACAAGGGCCUAAAAAAGAAGACACUGUGGUGGCAGAAGAUAUGAGAAUGAAGGUCAUGCUGGGCAGGCUGAACCAGUGCCCCCACCAGUUGAUGAAUGGAGUGUCCAGAAGGAAAGUUAGCCGCCACAUUGUCCGAGAGGAAGAGGCUGCUGUGCCUGCUCCUGGUACUACCGGCAUCACAUCCCAUGAGCACACCUGUGCUCCAGGUGCUCCUGCCCAGCAGGUGUACCUGCAAGAGACUGGGAACUGGAAGGAGGGCCAAGAGCAGUUGCUCAGAUACCAGCUGGCAGGCCAAGAUCAGCUGCUGCUGCUUCCAGGCCUCAGACAAGAGAGGCAGCAGUUGCCAGGGCAAAGUUGGCUGAGUAAGCAAAGUGGCAGUUUGGGGCUUUCCCAAGAGAAGAAAGCCUCCUGUGGGGCCACUGAGGCGUUCUGCCUUCAUUCAGUACACCUGGAAGCUAUUCAGGAGCAACUGUGAUCAGGGAACGUGUGGGCAUUUGGUCUGAAAGGCAGAAUCUUCCAAAUACUUCUGGAUAAUAAGCAGGGGAAGUGAGGACUGUCCUGCUGGGACAACUAAGAAGAGAGAAUAUGGACUCUGAAUCCCUGUUUCAACUUUAAAAUGGAAAACAGUAAUAUAAAUGCUUAUAGACUGAAAAA